Molecule: messenger RNA, 3359 nt
Organism: Peromyscus eremicus (cactus mouse)
Lineage: Eukaryota; Metazoa; Chordata; Mammalia; Rodentia; Cricetidae
Product: zinc finger protein 431-like
Exons: 4
Coding region: 87-1922 (611 amino acids)
Biological process (GO): regulation of transcription by RNA polymerase II
Molecular function (GO): RNA polymerase II cis-regulatory region sequence-specific DNA binding; DNA-binding transcription factor activity
Source: RefSeq, a predicted model, not a curated record
CUCUUGUGAGGAAGUCGGAAGUUGCGGUUUGCGCUGCACCUUGGGCUCGGUUGUGUAGAGAGCUGGGUCAGCUCGGUAGCCCCACCAUGGUGAGCGAGUGGUUGCUCUCCACAGAUGGGGAAGAAUGGUGGGCCAAGACGAGCGAGGGGCUGCUGUCCCCAGGAAGAGAGGAUUGGCCGGCCAUGAAUGCAGUGACCUAUGAUGAUGUGCAUGUGAACUUUACUCAAGAAGAAUGGGCUUUGCUGGAUCCUUCUCAGAAGAAUCUCUAUAAAGAUGUGAUGCUGGAGACCUACUGGAACCUCACUACUGUAGGCUACAGUUGGGAAGACCAUAACAUUGAAGAACAUUGUGAAAGUUCUAGAAGACACAGAAGACACAAAAGAAAUUAUACUGGAGAGAAACCCCAUGAAGUUAUUCAAUAUGGUGAAGCCAUUGCACAUCAGAGUACUCUAAAAAUACAUAAAGGAACUCAUAUUGGAAAGAAACACUAUGAAUGUAAUCAGUAUGGUAAAGCCUUUGGAAGUCAUGGUCAUCUCCGAAUACAUAAAAGAACACAUAAUGGAGAGGAACCAUUUGAAUAUAAUCAAGGUGGUAAAGCCUUUGUAAGUCACAGUAGUCUCCAAAUACAUAAAGGAACACAUACUGGAGAGAAACCCUAUGAAUGUAACCAAUGUGGGAAAGCCUUUGCAAGUCACAGUAGUCUCAAAAUACAUAAAAGAACACAUACUGGAGAGAAACCCUAUGAAUGUAAUCAAUGUGGUAAAGCCUUUGCAUAUCGCUGUACUCUCCAAAAACAUAAAAGAUUGCAUACUGGAGAUAAACCGUAUGAAUGUAGUCAAUGUGGUAAAGCCUUUGCCCAAAUCAAUAAUCUUGAAACACAUAAAAGAACACAUACUGGAGAGAAACCCUAUGAAUGUAAUCAGUGUGGUAAAGCCUUUGCAUAUCACAAUUAUCUACAAAUCCAUAAAAGAACACAUACUGGAGAGAAACCCUAUGAAUGUACUCAAUGUGGUAAAGCCUUUGCAUUUUACAGUAAUCUCCAAAUCCAUAAAAGAAGACAUACUGGAGAAAAACCCUAUGAAUGUAAUCAAUGUGGUAAAGCCUUUGCUGAACAGAGUCUUCUUCAAAUGCAUAAAAGAACACAUACUGGAGAGAAACCCUAUGAAUGUACUCAAUGUGGUAAAGCCUUUGUAAGUCAUGGUCAUCUCCAAAGACAUAAAAGAACACAUACUGGAGAGAAACCCUAUGAAUGUACUCAAUGUGGUAAAGCCUUUGCAAGUCAUGGUCAUCUCCAAGGACAUAAAAGAACACAUACUGGAGAGAAACCAUAUGAAUGUAAUCAGUGUGGUAACGCCUUUGCAUUUUACAGUAAUCUCCGAAUACAUAAAAGAAGACAUACUGGAGAGAAACCCUAUGAAUGUAAUCAAUGUGGUAAAGCUUUUGCUGAACGAAGUCCUCUUCAAAUGCAUAAAAGAACACAUACUGGAGAGAAGCCCUAUGAAUGUCCUCAAUGUGGUAAAGCCUUUUCACAACUCACUAAUCUUCAAAUGCAUAAAAGAACACAUACUGGAGAGAAACCCUAUGAAUGUAAUCAAUGUGGUAAAGCCUUUUCACAACACAGUCAUCUUCAAAUGCAUGAGAGAACACAUACUGGAGAGAAACCCUAUGAAUGUAAACAAUGUGGUAAAGCCUUUGCACAUCAGAGUACUCUCCAAAAACAUAAAAGAUUACAUACUGGAGAGAAACACUAUGAAUGUAAUCAAUGUGGUAAAGACUUUUCACAACUCAAUAAUCUUCAGGCACGUACAAGAACACAUACUGUAGAGAAGUCCUAUGAAUGUACUCAAUGUGGUAAAACCCUCACAUGUAUCAGAAGUCUUCUAAAUCAUGAGAAAAAAUCAUCCUGCAGAGAAACCCCAUGAAUAUACUCAAUGUGGUAAAACCUUUGCAUGUAUCAGAAAUCUUCUAAAUCAUGAGAAAAAAAAUCAUACUACAAAGAAACCCUGUAAUUGUAGUCAGUGUGGUAAUGUUUUGCAUUUCGUGAUAGCCUUUUACAAGAGUAAAUUUUUAGUUUGCAACCAAUCUGUUAAUAUCACAAUAAUCUUUGAGGAUCUGAAACACUAAUACCAGAGGGAAUAUGACGAUAAAAAAUUUGGUAAAAUUUUUAGCCAACACACUUUUAUUCAGUUAAAAAAGAUUAUUUAUUCUGAACAAGAAAAAAUCUGACAAUAUCAACAAUCUUGUCUAGCAUGAUAAUGUCCAUUUUUCACUUUGUUUGUACCUUCAAACUCAUAUGGACAAAAGCCCUACUGAUUUACAAAAUAAAUCAUUUUUCCAAUUAGGGAACUCUACUACUCAAAUAUAUUUAGUCUUGUUUGACACAGUUAAGUCAGCUCAGAGGUUUGAGAAACAGGCUAUUGACUGUCAUGUCAGGUUACAGAUAUCAGCAACCAACACGUGUUUAUGGACAAGACAAUCAGUCUCUUAUUAAAGACAUUCCCUCUACUAGGGAAGGGUGUAAUCUUCAUUUAAAUCAAUAUAGCUACAUGUUUUAUUUUAGAAAUAAAUUACUUUUAUCAUUGUAAAAACUCAAUUGGUAUAGUUUUUGAAAUUUCAUGUUCUUUAAAUGCAUUCCUGCUUUUUUAUUUUUAUUCUCCAGUGUUUCUCAGUCAUUUAGAAUGUCAUUUUUCUGAAGUGCUACUGAUUUAUUUUGUUAUGCUUAGAGCAAUAUCUCCUGUAGCCCAUGCUUGCUUUGAGCUAUGUAGUUGAGAAUUGAUUUGAACACACCUACUCCUGCCUCUGCUGCCCAGGGCUGGGAAGAAACUCCUGCAACCCUUCCAGGCAGGGCCUUGACUGGUCAGUGAGGAAAGGGGUUUCUUCUUUUGGCAGUAGUUGAGAUUAGCAAUGUAGAAUCAGGUAAUCAAUUUUAGAUGAUCCGUAAAUGUCCUGACUGGCUGUUUUUUGGGGUCCACAGACCAGGGCAAUCAAGAAUCUAGAUAAAGGUCUGAACUUAUAAUGAAGCCAAAUAACUGUAGUAACACUAGUUCAGCGAAUACAGAUGAUCUGGAUAAAAUGGUGUGACCCUGCCUAACAGGACUGUUAUUUUCCUCAUUUAAGAUGUUCAAUCUGGGCCGGGCAGUGGUGGCGCAUGCCUUUAAUCCCAGCACUCAGAAGGCAGAGGCAGAUAAAUCUUUUUGAGUUUGAGGCCAGCCUGAUCUACAAAGUAAGUUCCAGGACAGGUUCCAAAAGCUACAAAGAGAAACCCUGUCUCAAAAAACAAAACAAAACAAAACAAAAAAAAAGAUGUUCAGUCAGAGAGAAAAUAUGUGAGUAAUCCUUGGUGUGCUCUCAUACAAAUC